Molecule: messenger RNA, 8762 nt
Organism: Dromiciops gliroides (monito del monte)
Lineage: Eukaryota; Metazoa; Chordata; Mammalia; Microbiotheria; Microbiotheriidae
Gene: BICD1
Product: BICD cargo adaptor 1
Exons: 9
Coding region: 3-2645 (880 amino acids)
Biological process (GO): regulation of microtubule cytoskeleton organization; protein localization to organelle; positive regulation of receptor-mediated endocytosis
Cellular component (GO): Golgi apparatus; cytosol
Molecular function (GO): dynein complex binding; cytoskeletal adaptor activity; dynactin binding
Source: RefSeq, a predicted model, not a curated record
CUAUGGCUGCAGAGGAGGUAUUGCAGAGCGUGGAUCAUUAUAAGACUGAGAUCGAAAGGUUGACUAAAGAGCUCACUGAAACAACCCACGAAAAGAUCCAGGCUGCUGAAUAUGGCCUGGUGGUCCUGGAAGAGAAGCUCACCCUGAAGCAGCAGUAUGAUGAGCUGGAGGCUGAAUACGAUGGCCUUAAGCAAGAGCUAGAACAGCUGAAAGAGGCAUUUGGACAGUCAUUUUCCAUCCAUCGCAAAGUCGCUGAGGAUGGAGAGACUCGUGAAGAAACUCUCCUGCAGGAGUCUGCUUCCAAGGAGGCCUACUACUUGGGGAAGAUUCUGGAAAUGCAGAAUGAAUUGAAGCAGAGCAGGACUGUGGUCACCAACAUUCAAGCAGAGAAUGAGAGACUCACAGCUAUUGUUCAGGAUCUGAAAGAGAACAAUGAAGUGUUAGAGCUACAGAGAAUAAGAAUGAAGGAUGAAAUCCGAGAAUACAAGUUUCGAGAAACUCGCCUACUUCAGGACUACACUGAAUUGGAAGAGGAAAAUAUUACUUUACAGAAGCUGGUGUCCACACUGAAACAGAACCAGGUGGAAUAUGAAGGCUUAAAACAUGAAAUUAAACGAUUUGAGGAAGAGAUGGUAUUGUUAAAUAGCCAGCUAGAAGAUGCCAUCCGGUUGAAAGAAAUUGCUGAGCGCCAACUAGAAGAAGUCUUGGAGACUUUAAAAAAUGAAAGAGAACAAAAGAACAACCUGAGGAAGGAACUCUCCCAGUAUAUUAAUCUCAAUGAAAGCGUAUAUAAUAAUCAUAUCAAUAUCUCAGUAGAUGGACAAAAAUUUGCAGAAGAUAUAAGUGAACCAAACAAUGAUGACAAAAUGAAUGGACACAUCCAUGGGCCACUUGUGAAAUUGAAUGGAGAUUACCGGACUCCAGGAAGGAAAGGAGAAACUCUACACCCGGUCUCUGACUUAUUCAGUGAGCUUAACAUUUCAGAAAUGCAGAAACUGAAGCAGCAACUUAUGCAGGUAGAGCGAGAAAAAGCUAUUCUUCUGGCCAAUCUUCAAGAGUCCCAAACUCAAUUGGAACACACAAAGGGGGCACUGACAGAACAGCAUGAACGAGUUCAUAAACUCACAGAACAUGUCAAUGCAAUGAGGGGCCUACAGAGCAACAAAGAGCUAAAGGCAGAGCUGGAUUGUGAGAAGGGCAGGGACUCUGGGGAACAAGCCCAUGACUAUGAAGUUGAUAUCAAUGGCUUAGAGAUUCUUGAAUGCAAAUAUAAGGUUGCUGUUACAGAAGUAAUUGACCUGAAAGCUGAAAUUAAGGCCUUGAAAGAGAAAUAUAAUAAGUAUGUAGAAAACUACACAGAAGAGAAGGCCAAGUAUGAGAGCAGGAUCCAAAUGUAUGAUGAGCAGGUGACAAAUCUAGAGAAAACUACAAAGGAAAGUGGUGAGAAAAUGGUCCAUAUAGAAAAGGAGUUGCAAAAGAUGACAAGUAUAGCCAACGAAAACCAUAAUACCCUUAACACAGCCCAAGAUGAGCUUGUGACAUUUAGUGAAGAGUUAGCUCAACUUUACCACCAUGUUUGUCUAUGUAAUAAUGAGACUCCCAAUAGGGUCAUGUUGGACUAUUAUAGGCAAAGCAGAGUAACCCGCAGUGGAAGCCUGAAAGGGCCUGAUGAUCCCAGGGGACUUCUGUCACCACGGCUCACCAGGAGGAGUAUGGUAUCACCAGUAGAAACAAGGACCCAAUCAGAAUUGGUUUUGAAAGAAAACACAGAGGCCAGCAAAGAACAAAGUCCAACCAAAACACCAACAAUCUCUCCUGUCAUUACUGCCCCUCCUUCAUCUCCAGUGUCAGACACCAGUGAUAUUCGAAAAGAACCAAUGAAUAUCUACAACCUGAAUGCCAUUAUUAGGGACCAAAUCAAACAUCUACAGAAAGCAGUGGACCGGUCAUUACAACUGUCACGUCAACGGGCAGCUGCACGAGAGCUGGCACCAAUGAUAGAUAAAGACAAGGAAGCCUUAAUGGAAGAGAUUCUGAAAUUAAAGUCACUGCUGAGCACAAAACGGGAGCAGAUAGCCACCUUGAGGGCAGUGUUAAAAGCCAACAAACAGACAGCUGAAGUGGCACUAGCUAAUCUGAAGAAUAAAUAUGAAAAUGAAAAAACGAUGGUGACCGAAACCAUGACGAAACUCAGAAAUGAACUGAAGGCUUUGAAAGAAGAUGCAGCAACUUUUUCAUCCUUACGUGCCAUGUUCGCAACCAGAUGUGAUGAAUAUGUCACCCAGUUGGAUGAAAUGCAAAGACAGUUAGCAGCUGCAGAAGAUGAGAAGAAGACACUAAAUUCACUCUUACGGAUGGCCAUUCAGCAAAAACUCGCCCUGACCCAGCGACUGGAAGAUUUAGAGUUUGACCACGAGCAGUCCAGGCGAAGCAAAGGCAAGCUUGGAAAGAGCAAGAUCGGCAGCCCUAAAUUUCUUAUAGAUUGUCAGCAGCCUGCUGCCUCCCUAUCGCCACAAUGCUCACAACUAACCAGGAGGCGAGACUGCCAGACUGUCAGUACUAAUGUCAUUCUCCCAGAAGAGCAGCCGCAUUCCAGCUCUCAGUGUGCCCCUCUCAACUGUCUCUCUCAGCCUCCUUAUCCCUAGUCUUCAUCUUCAACAGAAGAAAAAACAGAAUGGAAUUUGUACAGCCAUUAUGCAGGCUACUCCCCAGAAUUCAGCAGGCUUUUCUGCCUACUUGGUAAUGUGCAAAAAUGAUUUAUUUCUACACUAAUGGAAAUGGAAAGAAGGUUGAGAAGUAUACCACAAGCACAGAAGCCAGUCUGACAGGACAUUUGAUGGUUUCUCUGAUUGCAUACAUAGUUAGAUAAAGAAUGUUCAGUGAUAUGAACUUUAAAAAGAAAAAGAAAAUUCUGUUUCCAGAUACUUUACUUUAUCUCGGAAAUCAGAGGUACUUAAGUCAAUAUAAAAUAUAUGCUAGAAAAAUCACAACAUCCUAUCUUCCUCAUUCAGCCACAGAAUUCUGAUUCAGAUUUUUUUUUUCGGUCAAUGGUAUUUAUUUAUUUUUAUUUUAUUUUAUUUACACCACAAUUUAUGUUAGUAAAAUGUAAACCAGUUGUAUUUAAUGUUUAUGUUUAAAUAAGCAAAAUUAGCUGAAUUAAGUUUGAUUUUAAUUAUUUUAAAUUGGCCUGAAUUCGGCCAUUUUAAUUGCACAAAAUAAAAAAUGUGGUUCAUUGGAAUGUUCAUGUUAAUUUUGUAUUUGCACUGGUUGUGUUUAUGCACUUAUUUUCUAAUUAUUCAUUAGCUUCUUAUUUUAUUAUAGUUUUCCAGUGAAAAGCAGUUAUUGAAUCUAAGAAAGCUCUUAAUUAUUAUCAUUUAUUUUUAUUCAACUAUUUGAUUACACGCUUUUUUUUAGGAUUUCAGACAAGUAGAUGAUCUGGUGCUGUUCCAUUUUUAUGUAACUCAUGGAAGAAUGCUAAACAACUUGAAGUAAAAUCAUGUGUUUGUUUCAUUUUCUUUUUUUUCCCCAAAAGUCAAGGUCCCAGUAUGAGUCUUUACCUGUGAAAAGAUUACAAGUACAGAUGGCAAAACAUACAUGUAUAAAAACAUCUUUUAAAAAAAAAUAGUUCACUUAGGGCUAAAGGUUUGGGGUAAAGUUGGUGAUCUUUUUAUCUGCAAAACUUCCUUGCCAAAAAAAAUAAAUAUUAAACCUUAGUGCAUUGUCAGCUUAUGACAAAUACUCAGGUGCCUAUGAUACACAGAUUAUCUUGUGACAGUCCAGUGUUCCUAGCUAAGUUACAGAUUCUUUUACAAAACAUCCUAGGGUAUAAUUUAAAACAGUGAAUUUACGUGAUAAGUCAAAAAUACCUGACUUUAUUUUGCACAAUAACCUGACAGACAAGGAAAAUAACUAGCUGACCUGUAGAGUCUAACAAUCUUGGACUCCUCAUUCACCUUUUAAGUGCUACCCAUUAAUUGCUCUUAGCCCUAAUUCCUUGCUCUUAGUCAGGUGGCCUUAAUUUGUUUAGAGAAAAAAGGGUUUAAUAUUUUCAUGUGACAGUAUCCAUGACUUUUCUUCAAAUGCCACACUAAAAAUAGUCCACAUUUUUCAUAGGAUCAUAGAUUUAGAGAUGAAAGGUACUUUUGAGAUCAUCUAAUCCAACUCCCUCAUUUUACACAUGGAGAAGAAGUCAGGUGACUAGCCCAUAUGCACACAACUAGUACAUGCCACAGGCAGGUCGGGAAUCUCCUGACCUUGGCCUAAUAGUAUAGUGUCAUUGACAACAGAGGUCAAAUAAAAAUCAUUCAGGAAUUUAAGUUCAAUGGUUAUUAAAUUCUAAGGUAUAAAGUACAGUUUUUUCCCAGAAAUGUGCACCUGUCACAUGCCAGUUAAGAAGCAGCAACCAUUAUUUCCAAAACAAUUAAUGAAUUUACCUACAUGUGUGGCAGGUGUAACAAUGUCACUUACCAAAUGCAACUUGAGGUGAAUGGUGAGAUUCUGCACCAAAACAAAGAUUAAGGUUUCGGUUCAAAGAAAAUUAGAAAACAAAUCUUCACCAAAGUGUGACCAACUGAAACACAACAGCUUUUUGCUCUGCUUCUCAAUGCAUUUCCAAGCUGUUCCUGAAGAUUUUUCUUAUCUCAUUUUACCAUGGCCACCUGGUACCAUGUAGAUACAGUGUGUACAUUUUUUUGGGGGGUGAGGCAAUUGGGGUUAAGUGACUUGCCCAGGGUCACACAGCUAGUAAGUGUUAAGUGUCUAAGUCCGGAUUUGAACUCAGGUCCUCCUGAAUCCAGGGCCAGUGCUCUAUCUACUAUGCCAUCUAGCUGCCCCUAGUGUGUACAUUUUUAUUACAGGUGAGUCAGCAUUUUUUUAAUGGAAGCAUGAUCAUGCUGUUUGGACCUGGGAUGUAAUAUAGCUGCUACAAAGUUUUGUUUUUUUUUAAAUAAACACUCUUGUGCCUGAGGAAAGAUUUGCCUUUAAAAAGGACCUCAGAACAGCUUCCUAGAUUUCCUCAUUAUUCUCCUUGAUGGUACUGGGAAUACAGCGGGAAAUAAUGUUCUAAAAUUACAUGUGAACAUGUGUCAACAAUGCUUUGUUGCAUAUCUGGAUACCUGGACUGGACUUAUGACCCAGUGAAAAACCAGUAGAAAAUACAAAAAAAAUUUCUUCCCUCUAAUUCAGAUAAAAGUAUCAUCUCUAUCUAUAGCAUAUAUGUUGAUAUUAAAAGUUUUUGUUUUAAAUUAUCAAAAAAAUUGCUUUUACUUAUUUUAUCUAAAACUUGCUAGCAUAUGAAAACUUAGAAAUUAAUAUAUAUGAUUCCACACAAAAGCAGUUGGUAUUUAUAAAAUCAUAAGAUCUUAACCAUCAUCUAGUACUGCUCCUCUUUAUAGCUGAUGAUACAGGCCCAGAGAUUUUGCAAAACUUGUCCAAAUGAACCACAACACUAAAAAGAGCCAGCAUCAGAAUUGAAAAUAAGCUUUAAAAUUGUAAAACUGGUUACAAAACAGCCUGAGCCUCAGUAAGGGCAAGGAUAAGGUAACAGACUUGAAAACUAAAAAAUAACACACAGCAACAAAAAAAUAAAAAAGCAUUGACUAAGUAAACAAAAAAAAUAUUUAGAGGUUGCAAUAGCUAAAGAUGCUAUAGCUUUGUCGUUGUUUUAGGGAAGCAUAAUAGCAGUGUCCAUUAACAGGUGUGGAUGUUACAGGAAGGAUAAUCAGAUAUUGUUCACUUAAUGAACUACCAACUCUUUCAGUUGAGUUGGUUCUAGGCUCCACAGUCAAGAGUAUUGCUCAGGAUGCUGAAAAAACUAAGAUCACUAAAUAUUGAGAAAAUACUUAAGGAAGAUUAAAAGAAUGGGGAUAGUUUGGCUAAGUAGAAGAGAAGGGAAAAUCUUCAAAGAGAGGAAGAGUUUUGUCCCUCAUGACUGAGAACAGAAGAAGAAAAAACAAGAGAAUUAAAGAUUUAGGUUAGCUAAAAGAAAUACUUUUCAAAUAAAUAUUACAUUAAAAUGGAUUAUUAUGGAAGUUUAUGGAAUCUCCUGUAGAGUUGAGGCAUGGUUGUUUGGUAUUGUUUCAGUACCUUAAUUCAGGGUAUUAUGCCUUAAAAUAUCAUAGCUCUAAUAUUCCAUAAGCACACAAUUCUAUGAAAAUCUAAAAGAAAAAUAUUUUAAAUUCUCCAAUUGGACAUAAGAACACAUAAUAACCUUAGAAAAUAAGUCAAGUCUUAGCAUUUUCCAGUGUACCUAGCAAGAAUUUGCUUUUUGAAAAGCAAAAGAAAAGUUAGUUUCUUUCUAUCAAGCAAUACUCCCAUACUAUCUUUUUGUAACUGUUCAUACCACUGAAAUUAAUAGGCAAAAACCAACAUGAUUAUCAGAGGACAAUAAAACAAAUAUACUCAGUCAUACUUAGAAAAUCAAUGGUGAACAUUCCCCUACAAAAACUUUUCAAAUCUGUCAAUUUCAGAAAAAGUAGUUUGAGCCUACAGCUGUCUGGAUGUAAAUACUUUUACUCUUUUCCAUGUGUUGGAAAAGUCACUCAUUUCCAAAAAUGAAUUUAACCUUGGCCACAUAAGGACAAUGAUGAACAUCUGAAUCAAAUGACUUGCUGAAGAAAGAAAGAAAAAGGAAGGAAGGAAGGAAGGAAGGAAGGAAGGAAGGAAGGAAGGAAGGAAGGAAGGAAGGAAGGAAGGAAGGAAGGAAGGAAGGAAGGAAGGAAGGAAGGAAGGAAAAAAGAAACUUAUAAAGUAUGAGGAAGAGGAGCAAAUAAAGGAAAAUGUAGCUUCUACUAGAGAAUGAAUGUUAAUUUCUAUGUUUGACUAUAUAACUACAUAAGAAACAGUGUCUUUCAGAAAGACUUAUCAGGUGUAAAAACCUUUUCUGGAUUUUGAAUCAGUUGAACUAUAUGCUAGUGCAACAUUUUGUACCCAUAAACAUAUUAUUAACUGUUAAUAUGAAGUAGGAUUCAAUUUGAAGGAAAUUUUUAGGAGAAGAAAACAAUGUUUUGGCUGUUGUUUAUAAACAUAGGACAUUUUAGACUAAAUUGCUAUGCUUAAAGAUGUUUGAAAAGAAAUGGGGGGGGACACUUCUUCAGAAAGCUGAUAACUUAGAGUUGAUAGCAUAAAUACUGCUAACAGAGUCCUCAGUUCCCUUUUUUUUUUUUCAAACAAAUGUUCACUGGUCAUUUUAUGUCCAUGACAAAUUCAUCUAUUUCACAAAAUGCUAUCUGCAAGGGACCUUUAAAAAAAAGAGAUGGGGACACUGAAACCUGAAGAGGUGAAGUCAACUGAUAAUUUACUUUUGAAGCCUGAUCAUGUUAACAUCUAAAACAUUAUAGCUGCCAUUUAUCUAGACUUUCUUUCCCUAUUACACAUAGUAGUAUAUUUAGUGUUCAAAAAUAUUUCCCCAUUGAUGAUUUGUCCUUAUUUAUAUUCUAUUGAAAAAGAAAUUUUAAAAACACCCUAGCUUAAAGGCACAGGUACAUAUAAAUAUGCAAUGUUAAAAGUUUGCAUGAGAUUUUUUUUGUCAUGUAAGUUUUUUCAUAAUCAUCCUAUAAAUGCUUUAGAAUUCGCAUUUCUCCUGUAUUAGGAAUGUGAUACAUGUACUUGUUCCCCUUUACACAGAGAAAUGCAUGGCUUUAAUCUUCAGUUCAUUUUAAACUUCUUUACUAUGGAAUUAUUUAAAAUUUACCUAUUAAAACUGAAGACUAGAUAAACUUCUGGGCCAAAUCACUUUUUGUGUGAUUGGUAUUUAUUUGCUGGCUGCUAACACAUUGAUUUUUUAAUUAACUUUUUUAAGAAUUAUCUGUUAAUCAUUGUUUCAUAAUGGAAACAUUAGAAAGUUAAGAUAAUAGUCCUCUCUGUGAAGGUAUGACUUUUUAAAGCAAUGGUUACAUGUAAACAUUUGACACCACAAAAGGAAAAUUAAGGAAAUGUUAAAAAUCAAAUGGCCAAUCUUCCAAAAUAACUAUCAUAUGUUUAUUGGCAGUUAUUUUUUAAAAAACAAAAAUAAUUCUCCUCUUUUGGUUUCCAGUUAUGAUUGCAAAACAGUCUUCUGGGGAAAUAAAUUACCUUUGAAGUAUUGCCACAAAUUUAAAACAUUAUUUGACUGUUAGUCAAUUUGUUGAGCCUUUGAAAAUUAGUUUUAUGACAUUUUAUAAUUGAUUAUGUUUUUAUUUGCAUGCUACAUAUCUAAUAAACCAUUCAGGAUUCUGAUAUUAUCUUUCUUUAUAGUAUUAACAAUGGUGCAAUUUGUGGCAAACUUUGAUUUCUGUCUUGUACAAUUAUUGCUUUAAUGCAUUAACUUUUCAUUGAAAAUUUGUUAUUUUGCUCAUUCAGAGUUAAAUGAUGUAGAACUUUUUCUAGAUGGUAAUAAUCCCAUGUACCGACUGAUUUCAAAACUUAUAUCAAAAACUCUUCUUGUUUUGCAAAUCAUUUUAAAACCCAAAUGUCAAAUGAACUUUGUUGUCAAAUAUGUAUGGAUUUGUUUUAAAAUAUAUUUUUUUCAUGCAAAUUUAUCAUCCCUUUCUUUUAACUGUGGACAAUCCUAGAUGAAUGUCUUGUGAAAGAUUCAUACAAUAUGUGCUUGUAUUUGUGUAGUUCAUGCAUUGAAAUGGUUGAAAAGCCACUCUAGAGCUAAGAAAAUAACAGGAAGUUAAUUAUAUUGAUUCUUACCUCUUUGUUUCUGUUACCAGUUGAAUGCAGUGUAACAUAUAGAUAGCUCUUCCAACAGUAAAUAAACUGGUUAUCUUUUGUUCAUUUCA